Coffea eugenioides is the source of this 3435-nucleotide messenger RNA. Its product is annotated as probable LRR receptor-like serine/threonine-protein kinase At4g36180. The transcript has a single exon. Bases 1 to 3402 code for a protein of 1133 amino acids. Lineage: Eukaryota; Viridiplantae; Streptophyta; Magnoliopsida; Gentianales; Rubiaceae. Gene Ontology annotation, biological process: protein phosphorylation. Gene Ontology annotation, molecular function: ATP binding; protein binding; protein kinase activity. The record is from RefSeq and is a predicted model, not a curated record.
AUGUCAACAACGGCUACGUUUCUUCACUUGACCGCGGUGGUGGUGCUAAUGUGCGCCGCCACCUUAUCCUUAACGUGCGCCGAUAAUGCAACCGAGAUUCAAGCGUUGCUCAUUUUCAAGCAGAAUCUGGAUGAUCCGCUCGGAGCAAUGGACGGUUGGGAUCCAUCCACGCCCUCAGCGCCCUGUGACUGGCCCGGCAUUGCCUGUUUUGAAGGCCAUGUUCGUGAACUCCGCCUGCCCCGGUUCCAGCUCAGCGGCCGGCUGACAGACCAGCUUCGUAACUUGCGCCAGCUGCGCAGGUUAAGCCUCCAUUCCAACAACCUCAACGGUUCCAUCCCACCGGCCCUCUCCCAGUGCGCCUUCCUACGCGCCGUCUACCUCCAGUACAACUCUCUCUCCGGCGCCCUCCCUCCCGCCUUGUCCAAAUUAACAAACCUUCAAGUCCUCAAUGUCGCCCACAAUUUCAUCUCCGGACAGGUCUCCGGCGACGUCCCGCCUGGCCUCCGGGUCCUCGACCUCUCCUCAAACUCCUUCUCCGGCAACAUCCCGGCAAACUUCUCGGCCUUCACUCAACUCCAACUCAUAAACUUGUCAUACAACCAAUUCUCCGGCGAGAUUCCUGCGACGUUGGGCGACCUGUCCAACCUCCAAUACCUCUGGCUAGACUCAAACCGCCUUUACGGCACAAUCCCAUCUGCUAUCUCCAACUGCUCUAGCCUUAUCCACCUCAGCGCCGGAGAUAAUAACCUACAGGGACUCGUUCCGGCGACGAUUGGUAUAUUGCCAAGCUUACAAGUAAUUUCUCUGCAGCAUAAUCAGCUUUCUGGGGUGGUCCCAACUUCCAUAAUUUGCAGCAUUUCAAAUGUCAGUGCUCAUUUAGUUAGGAUCAUUGACCUGAGUUUUAAUGGGUUCACGGGGAUUCAGGGCAUAGCUGAUAAUGCAAUAUGUUCAAGUAUUAUGGAAGUUUUAGACCUUCACGGGAAUCAGAUAAAAUAUGUGUUUCCAGGGUGGUUAAUUAAUGUUUCAACCUUGAAGAUUUUGGAUAUUUCCGGGAAUUCAAUUUCAGGGGUUAUACCAAAUACAAUUGGAAAUUUGAUAAGUCUCGAGGAGCUUAGGCUGGCGAAUAAUUCCUUGACUGGUGGGAUUCCGGAUGGUAUUCGACAAUGUGGGUCAUUAAGAGUGUUGGACUUGGGAGGCAACCGGUUGUCGGGCUUGAUUCCGGAUUUUCUGGGGGAAAUGAGGAGCCUGGAGAUGCUAUCCCUGGGAGAAAAUUAUUUUAGCGGGUCAAUUCCCGGGAGUUUAGGUGGUCUUAACCGGCUUGAGUCUCUGGAUUUGAGUAAUAAUAAUCUUAAUGGGACUUUGCCCCAAGAGCUGAUAGCGCUUAGCAAUUUGAGUAGUUUGAACUUGAGUAGAAAUGAUUUUUCGGGUGGAUUUCCAGGGAAUAUUGGGGAUAUGAAGGGGUUGAUGGUGUUAAAUGUUAGUGGCUGUAGAUUUUUGGGGCCCAUUCCUGAAAGUGUAGGAAAUUUGUUGAGGCUGAGAAUUUUGGAUUUGAGUAAGCAAAAAUUUUCAGGGGAACUGCCUCUUGGGAUUUUUGGGUUGCCAAGUUUGCAAGUUGUUGCUGUAGAAGAGAACUUGUUAUCAGGAGAUGUUCCUGAAGGUUUUAGUAGCUUAACAAGCUUACAGUAUCUGAACCUCUCGUCUAAUGCAUUCUCUGGUGAGAUUCCCGAUACAUAUGGGUUCCUCACAUCCUUGACUGUAUUAUCUCUUGCUGAAAAUCAUGUUAGCGGUUCAAUUCCUGCUGAGUUGAGCAAUUGUUCAAAUCUUGAAGUCUUAGAGCUGCGUGGGAAUCGCUUAACGGGUCGAAUUCUAAAUGAUUUCUCGCAGUUAUCUCACUUGGAGAAGCUUGAUUUGGGUCAGAAUAGUCUAAAUGGUGCAAUUCCACCGAGCAUUUCUAACUGUUUCUCAUUGAGGAUGCUACUAUUAGAUUCUAAUCACGUUUCUGGAAGAAUACCACAGUCACUGUCAAAUUUAUCCAAUUUAACAGCGUUGGAUCUCUCUUCCAAUGAUUUAAGUGGAGGCAUACCCGAAAGUCUUUCUUCCAUUUCUGGUUUGAAGCAUUUGAAUCUUUCCCAUAACAAUCUUCAGGGUGAAAUCCCUGCAUCUCUGGCUUCACGUUUUAAUGAUUCUUCUAUUUUUGCAAUGAAUGACAAUUUAUGUGGAAUGCCACUGAAUGAGUGUAGGAAACCAAAAAGGCGGAGAGUGAAAAGGAUCAUUCUGUUGAUAUUUGUGGCUGCCGCAGCAGGUUUGAUUUUGUUUUGCUGCUGUGGCGCGUACCUAUACGGUCUUAUAUGGUGGCGUAAGAAGCUGAGAGCUAAAGCAGCUGGAGAGAAGAAAAGAAGUCCGAGUCCGAGAGACGUAGGGGGUCGCGGAAGUGGAGAGAAUGGAGGGCCGAAGUUAGUAUUGUUCAACAACAAGAUCACAUAUGCAGAGACUUUGGAAGCAACAAGGCAGUUUGAUGAGGAGAAUGUGUUGAGCAGAGGAAAAUAUGGCCUGCUAUACAAGGCUACUUAUGCAGAUGGAAUGGUGCUUGCCAUCCGUCGCCUUCCUGAUACAUCCAUUGAUGUAAACGCAUUCCGCAAAGAAGCUGAGUCGCUUGGUAAGGUGAAACAUCGCAAUCUAACAGUUCUUCGAGGGUACUAUGCAGGACCUCCUUCGGACAUUCGCCUCCUCGUGUACGAUUACAUGCCCAAUGGCAACCUGGCCACCCUCCUCCAGGAGGCUUUGCACCAAGAUGGUCAUGUCCUCAAUUGGCCAAUGCGCCACCUGAUUGCACUCGGCAUUGCUCGCGGGCUGGCGUUCUUGCACUCAGCCUCGGUGGUGCAUGGAGAUAUAAAGCCACAAAAUAUCUUGUUUGACGCUGACUUUGAGGCGCAUCUCUCUGAUUUUGGCUUAGAUAAACUAACGAUAGCAACACCAGCCGAAGCAUCGACGUCUUCAACCCCCGUUGGAACUCUUGGCUACGUGGCGCCAGAAGUCACAUUGACUGGUCUGCCGACAAAGGAAGCUGAUGUAUAUAGUUACGGAAUAGGCUUACUAGAGAUACUAACAGGAAAAAAGCCAGUGAUGUUCAAUCACGAUGAGGACAUCGUCAAGUGGGUCAAGCGGCAACUACAAACUGGUCAAAUUUCAGAAUUGCUUGAACCGGGAUUGCUUGAGCUGGAUCCAGAAUCUGCAGAGUGGGAAGAGUUCUUGUUGGGAGUCAAAGUGGGUUUGCUAUGCACAAUGCCAGACCCUCUUGAAAGACCAUCUAUGACUGACGUUGUUUUCAUGCUAGAAGGCUGCCGGGUUGGCCCUGACAUGCCUUCCUCGGCUGAUCCCACGACCAUCCCUUCCCCCAUCUGAGUUUGUAGGGAGAAAAAAAAUAAAAAUAAUUAA